Molecule: messenger RNA, 2132 nt
Organism: Microdochium trichocladiopsis
Lineage: Eukaryota; Fungi; Ascomycota; Sordariomycetes; Xylariales; Microdochiaceae
Product: major facilitator superfamily domain-containing protein
Exons: 2
Coding region: 202-2007 (601 amino acids)
Biological process (GO): transmembrane transport
Molecular function (GO): transmembrane transporter activity
Source: RefSeq, a predicted model, not a curated record
GUCAUGAAUCGUGACUGGAACGCCACGGCGAGCAGGCUGGUCGUUCGUCACAACAAGCCUUUCUCACCUGCAUGUUGCCGGGUCCAUGGCCGCUUGCUCAGAACAAAGACGUCCUUGUCGCAAGAGUGUCAAGUGCUGUCCAAGUAACGUUAUCAGCAGAACCAGUCGCAACUCGGCAAACAGAGAAGACUCAUCAUCCUAAUGGGAGGCAACAGCCCUGCAAAUGACGACGAGGGAGAGAACCACAACGCUUCCACGACCAUGGCAUCACCCAAAUUUCCACCGGCAGACAACGUCAUAAGGACCGCCGACGAAAUCGAGAAGCCCCAUGUACACGGGGACAGCGACAGCGACGGACACUCGAUCACGUCCCACAAAGACGGAAAUGGCGUCGCAAUACCCAUUAGUUUACAGCGGACCAUUUCGCGUUUGAGUGGAUCGCGAUCACCUUCACGAACCCCAUCCCGGACCAUCUCUUUGAUCCACGAUGGUAUAGAAACCCGGCACGAGCCUAGUCCGAGCAUUGAUCUUGCCGAAGUCGAGCUUGGCCCAGAGCUUCAGGAAAAGAAGACAACCACGGCACCUGAUCCCUCAGAUCCGAACCUGGUCACAUGGUCCGACCCCGGCGAGAAUCCGAAAAAUUGGCCGUUUGCUCGGAAAUGGGUCGUUGUCUUCAUCACUUCCAUGUUUACUCUGAUGUCGCCCUUGUCGUCAACCAUCAUAGCACCCGCGCUUACGACCAUCGGAAAAGACUUUGGCAUCGACGAUCCCGCCAUACAGUUCCUCACGCUGUCCAUCUUCAUUCUGGGCUUCUCUGUGGGCCCUCUCCUUUGGGGACCCGCAUCUGAGAUAUACGGUCGAGUCAUUGUCUUACAGCUCACCAACGCCGUCUUCUUUGGGUUCAAUCUCGGCUGCGGUCUCUCGCAGAACAAGGAGCAGCUGAUUGUCUUCAGAUUCCUCGCAGGUUUGACUGGCUCGGCCUCUCUUGCUACAGGUGGCGGAGUCAUGGGAGAUUUGUUCGUGGCGGAAGAACGCGGUCGUGCCAUGUCGGUGUACAGCUUGGCCCCCCUUCUCGGCCCUGCGCUCGGUCCUAUCUGCGGUGGAUUCAUUGUGCAGUAUGCGCAAUGGAGAUGGGCGUUUUACGCCACGACCAUUUUCGAUGCGCUGAUCCAGUGUGCCGGGCUCUUUUUAUUGCGUGAGACUUAUGCUCCAGUCUUGCUGGCCUGGAAGAAGAAGAAGCUUGCCAAGGAGACGGGGAAUACGGAGCUGCACACUCCUUUCGAUAGCGUCAAGCGGACAGCGGGGGAGAUCAUCCGCACUGCCAUCAGCAGACCAUUCCGCAUGCUCGCGACCCAGGUCAUUGUUCAGUUUAUGGCGAUGUACCUGAUGUUCUUGUACGGAGUUGUAUACAUCAUGCUGUCCAGUUUCCCGGGGCUCUGGUCCGGGCCCGAACCUGAUGGCUAUGGUAUGAGCAUCAGUAUUGGUGGCCUCAACUAUAUCUCUCUGGGUGUGGGGUUCUGGGCAGGAGCGCAGACUUGCGCACGAUUGCAGGACCGGAUAUACGCAGCCAUGAAGAGGAGGAACGGCGGUGUUGGCGAGCCCGAGUUCCGUGUUUUGAUGAUGGCCCCUGGCGCCGUUCUUACGCCCAUCGGGCUUCUCAUCUAUGGCUGGACAGCAGAGUACAAGACGCACUGGAUCGGACCCAACAUUGGCGCUUUUGUGUUCGGGCUGGGCUCCAUCAUCGGCUUCAACUGCGUGCAGACAUUCCUGGUUGACGUCUACACCAGAUACGCGGCCAGCGCGGUGGGAGCCACGACUGUGCUGAGAGGGCUGGCGGGCUUCGCAUUUCCGUUGUUCGUGCCCAAAAUGUACGCGCGCCUAGGGCUGGGCUUUUCCAACACGGUUCUGGCCGCGUGCGCUGUGGCGAUCGGUUGGCCGGGACCAGUGUUCUUGUGGUUUUAUGGCAAGAAGCUCAGACAGAGGAGUCCAUUUGCGGCUGGAAGCUAGACUAUGUCAAAGUUGAGUGUGGCGGCGCUCAAUACUCGUUGACUCAUGUUAACACGCGAUGUUCUUGAGGGUUCACGACAGCAAUUAAAGUAAAGAGCUCCCAAUGUUCACGUCGGCUGCAACCA